This is a messenger RNA of Cricetulus griseus (Chinese hamster), 4502 nucleotides long. Lineage: Eukaryota; Metazoa; Chordata; Mammalia; Rodentia; Cricetidae. The record is from RefSeq and is a predicted model, not a curated record.
CCCUCUUAGCCCUAGCCUGCUCCUUUCUGUAGCCUAGUUGGCCCGGGUGCCCUUGGUCUUCUCCAGCUCCCCAGCUGCUGCAGUUCCCGGCGACAUGGUGACGAUGGAGGAACUGCGGGAGAUGGACUGCAGCGUGCUCAAAAGGCUGAUGAACCGAGAUGAGAACGGCGGCGGCGCAGGCGGCAGCGGCAACCACGGCGCCCUGGGGCUGCUGAGCAGCGGCAAGUGCCUGCUGCUGGAUUGCAGACCGUUCCUGGCUCACAGCGCAGGCUACAUCCGAGGCUCGGUUAACGUGCGCUGCAACACCAUCGUAAGGCGGAGGGCCAAGGGCUCAGUGAGCCUGGAGCAGAUUCUGCCCGCCGAGGAAGAAGUGCGCGCCCGCCUGCGCUCUGGUCUCUACUCGGCCGUUAUAGUCUACGACGAGCGCAGCCCGCGCGCCGAGAGCCUUCGCGAGGACAGCACCGUGUCGCUGGUCGUGCAAGCGCUGCGCCGUAACGCCGAGCGCACAGACAUCUGUCUGCUUAAAGGUGGCUACGAGAGGUUUUCUUCUGAGUACCCAGAAUUCUGCUCUAAAACCAAGACCCUGGCAGCCAUCCCACCACCUGUGCCCCCCAGUGCCACGGAGUCCUUGGACCUGGGCUGCAGCUCUUGUGGGACCCCACUGCACGACCAGGGUGGUCCUGUGGAGAUCCUCCCUUUCCUCUACCUCGGCAGUGCCUACCAUGCUGCCCGAAGGGACAUGCUUGAUGCCCUGGGGAUCACAGCCUUGCUCAAUGUGUCCUCAGACUGCCCCAACCACUUUGAAGGACAUUAUCAGUACAAGUGCAUCCCGGUAGAAGAUAACCACAAGGCCGACAUCAGCUCCUGGUUCAUGGAAGCCAUCGAGUAUAUCGAUGCAGUGAAGGACUGCCGAGGCCGAGUGCUGGUUCACUGCCAGGCGGGCAUCUCCAGAUCAGCCACCAUCUGCCUGGCCUACCUGAUGAUGAAGAAGCGCGUGCGGCUGGAGGAGGCUUUCGAGUUCGUCAAGCAGCGCAGGAGCAUCAUCUCGCCCAACUUCAGCUUCAUGGGGCAGCUGCUGCAGUUCGAGUCUCAGGUGCUCACCACAUCCUGCGCCGCCGAGGCUGCUAGCCCUUCCGGGCCCCUGCGGGAGAGGGGAAAGGCCACCCCCACCCCCACCUCGCAGUUCGUCUUCAGCUUCCCGGUGUCUGUGGGUGUGCACUCGGCCCCCAGUAGCCUGCCGUACUUGCACAGCCCCAUCACCACGUCCCCCAGCUGUUAGGGCUGGUCUCUGAACACCAAGUCCAGGGUCGGCCCCCAGCCAGGGAUGUGCAAGCCACAUGCGAGCAGCAAGUAGGGACUGACCAGUGGGGGUGGCGGGGGCAAGUGACCACGCUCUGCCCCAUCCAUUUCUCCUUGGCUAACCACAGGGCCAGCUAGAAUGGCAAUAACGACUUCGAUUACACCUUAAAAGCAAACAAACAAAAACACUCCAACCUAGAGCAAUAACGGCUGCGGCCAGGGAAGACUGGUUUAUGUGUCGGUUUUACUUUGCAGGUAGAAAUUUACCUCAUUUUUUUUUUUUUAAAGUGGUAAGGCUUGAAGUUAUGAAACCCACAGAUCCUGGCAAAUGUGCUCAACCAGUUUUAUUAUGUGGAGAGGGAAAGUUUGCUGGGAAGUGCCUGGCUGUGCGCUUGUUCUUCUAUUGUAUUUACAGGAAUUUUGUUCUAGAUAUGUCUAGGCCACAGUAUUCACUUCUAAUUAGUCGCCAACUGAAUAAUUAUGCCUAAUGAAUAUUUGAGAACUUCAGGAUGUAUGAGCAGGAGCCUGGUGACAUGGAUUUGGAAUGUAUUUCUGUUGAAGUCACACAGUAGAGUACAGGAACACGCAGGUGUGCUAGCAACGAGGAAGUGAGUGGUUGUCUGGGCUUUUGCCAGUCAGCAUUGUCACCAUCUUGCAUUGUUGCCGCCUAGAAGCUGGCUGGGCAAUGUUCGGAAAAAGUCUGUGGUUGGUUUCUUUUACAGCUGGUUCCUGAACACAGUGACCCAGCCAUGCAAGCUUUUCUCCAGUAACCCAUUUGGUGGUGGCUAGAGCGUUUUCUUCCAGCUUGCCUAGGAUUUGGAUAUGGUCUGUGAUUAAUGCCAUUUUUAAGAGGUGCUCCUGGAAAACUGGGUGCAAUUCAAAUUUUCCUUCAGUGAAUCACUUGGCAAAGCCCGCAUCAAAGCCAGCUCGCUAAAGAUGAACGAAAAGUGAAUUAUUUUGUAAGUUGAAGUGUACUAAUCUCUCUCUCUCUCUUUGUGUGUGUGUGAUAAAUUGGGGUUGUCAGUUUUAGGAAUUUACUUGAAGUAUACCAAGAAAUUCUUGUUAUCAACUUCCUGUUUGACAGUGAAUACUUUUAAAGGCCCUCUAUUGAAUAAAAAGAUGAGUAUCUGCCAUGACUUGGGCUCCUUCAAGUAUGGAAAGGGGCAAGAACACCGGUGGGGUGGGGGCUGUCUCUUGUGCAGUGCAUCCUGACUGACUUGAUCAUUUGGGGUUCCGACUGGGCUAAAGCCAUUUGUAAGGAGCCUUUCCAAGCAUAGGAAUACGUGUUUUCUGUGAUGAAGGCUUCUGUGGGAAACAGUAUUGUGAAGUGCUGGAAUAGAAGUCACUGCAGACUUGUCAGGAAUGAAAGCAUGUCCCCCUCCCACCCCCCCUUGAGAGUCUAGAUCACACAUAAAUAACUUCAAGCCUCAAUGUCAUAACCAUGGUAGAAUGCUCUUUCCUUAUCCAACAUCCCAGAUAGCCCAGGUUCAUUACAUUUCCUUCCGUGAACUGUGAACCUGUGUUGGCAUGGCUUGUAUUGGUGGCCUGUGUCAAACUCUGCCUUUGGGUGAAUCCAGAAUCCUCACUAAGGAGAUGCCCUGCUUCCCUGACUCUGCUGCUUGGCUGAAGGCAUGAAGCGGCUGAGCUCCCGGAUAGUGGACCCUAGUUGGAUGGUCCUACGUUUUCCCCUGCUUCCUGGAAGCUGCUUCAUGUUUGCUGAAGACUUAGAUUAGGAGUUUUGUAGCUAGACGACAAGUCCUGGGUUCCAAGAAUGUAAGGGCUUCUGGAGGGCAGAUAAAUAGUCUUUAGACGACGUUUGCUUUUUAUGAGUGUGUUUGCCAAACGUGUCCUAGUUCCCAGACUGGAUCCCAACCACAUGGGCAGUAGGAGCUCCAGAUGUCUGUCCCCUGCUUCCUAAUUCAAGCCUUCUAUGACAAUGUCAAGGGGCUAUUUAUAAAGUCAUUUUCUUUGUACUUGAUAACAGCAUGAGACCCAAAACUCUUAGAAAAAAAAUAGGACAUUGGUUUGAUUGAAAAAAAAAAAGAGGGGGGAACCUUAAAAAACAGUUAUUCUCUCCCCAGAAGCCUCUUUGAUGGCUUGGAAUAACUCUAAUGAAGAUCCUGUCCCAGGGUCAAUUCUAAAUGGUUAGUUUCAAAAGACAGCAUCCUGUCUAUGAACUGAGUGCUACUGUUGGGACAUUUUUGGAUUGCAGAAGCCGUUGACUGUUUGUCAGAGAAUGAGGAACACUGCCAAUUCUCCCCAGGAAUCUUGUCUCAUCGAUGCAUGGGUGUUGCGGGGGGGAGGGGGGAGUCUGAAGGUUGAAGCACAGGUGAGCAGGUGGCAGCAGCUGCCAGCUUCAUUCUCCCCUGCUGCCCGUACUUGGCUUUCAGUGAGGUUGGGGAAGCCAUGAGAAGUGAUUUAGAGCUCUUGGGAAGGUGGCAAGAGGGAGGGAAGACUGGGGGUUGGUUAAUUCCAAGGGAAGGGACUGGGCUGUGGACAUGAAUUUGUGGGAAUGAUAACAAUAGUUGAUAUUGGUUGUCCAUCACAGUCACCUGGGCAACUUUUAAAAUGCUCACAUCCACAUGAUCCUUGACCAAAUAAAGCAGGACUCAUGUGGGUGGGAUCCAGACACCAAUAUGUUAUAGUGUAUCUAGGUGCUUUUGGUGUGCAACCAGGAUUUGGGGAUGCCAUUGCUUCUGGAUGGUGAGAUAAAUUCCCAUGGAGGUGAAGCAGGAGCUACGGCAGGGUUUUGUUUCCCUGGGCCCGUGUGGUCCCAUUAGCAACAGCUGGCUGAGGGAUGAGGUGGUUUCUUUGGGGGAGCCCCUGCGUGGGACCUGAUCUGUGGAUCAUUGUGAGUGGGCUCAGUUAGUGUCUGGGUGUUGAUGUAUUUCCUUAAGCUUUGUCUCCAUCAAGAAAGAUGGAGAAAGUCUGUCUGUUUUGAAUCCCUCCUUCCAUUGCGCCUGCCCUUCUUAGAGCUCAUGAAUCAUCCAAGAGACUUCAGAAAGAUAACAAUGCAAUACUUGUACCUGUGUAAAUAGCCCCAUCUUUCUGAGUGGUGUCAUUUCUACAUUUGGUAUGCCUGUCUUUCUGUAGGAUGUACAUAGUUUAGGGGAUUUUUGUUUUUUAGAAGUCAAACAUGUCUGUUUUUAUUUAUUGCUUGAAAAAGAUCAUUUGAAGAAAAAAUAAAUACAUUUUCAACCGUU